Messenger RNA from Protomyces lactucae-debilis, 930 nucleotides. RefSeq lists its product as uncharacterized. Lineage: Eukaryota; Fungi; Ascomycota; Taphrinomycetes; Taphrinales; Protomycetaceae. The coding region runs from base 1 to 930 and encodes 309 amino acids. The record is from RefSeq and is a predicted model, not a curated record. The transcript has a single exon.
AUGUCUAAUACAGUGCCAGUCAUCGGGCGCGACACGCCUACUUACAUCCCAACUGUACCUUUACCACUCCCAGAUCCAUUUGACCAGCAGAGCAACUCACGUCUACCGCGCGACUUCCUCUUCAUCGUCAUUGGUGUCAUUCUUCUAUGCAUCAGUCUGUCGCUCCUAGCGUGGACCUGUACAGCUCCGUGGCGCGCACGACGGUACGCGGCGCUCAGGGCCAAGCGCAUUGAGCGAGACGCUGAGCAAGCACGUCUACUGCAAGAGAAGCGACGGUCGCGUCUCUCACUAGCACUAAGUACAGAUGCGCCCUCGCACCAACUACUAUCGCGUCAUGGGAGACCAACGAGCAUCUACAACCCUGGCUCUUUGUCCUUUGCACACGCGCCACAGAUGAAGCAGGCGGUGGAGCUUGCCGAGACACGACCCUUGUCGAGUGUUCAUACCGUCUCUGGAGACCGACGACUGUCAAGACUGCUUACUACUGGCGGGAGAGAGUCUACGGCAGGAUCAAUAAGCUACGGCACAUUAUCACGCACUAGCAUGCAGCAAAGCACUCGUCCCGUCAGCUUGGCUACGCUCAAUCACAGCAAGCCUUCGCCGAACCUUCAGCAUCUGCGUCGCUCGCCGCAGUCCAGUGCACCACGACCUGUUUCGCAGGCUUCCAGCUACCUGCCGGCUGGCUACUAUCGCCGCAGUGCAUUGCUCAACAACACACCGCCACGACCGUCGCGUGAGAUGCGACCGCCUUCCUUCUUGCCCAUGCCUGAGCUACAGACAAGUCCUGAUGGCGAUAGCGGUGCCUUUGCGCCAGAGGCUGAGUCGUCAAGGGCGCAUUCGACAUCAUCCGUGCAACAACCACGCAGAAAGCAGAGGCCACCACGACCACCGACUGAGCUACUGCAAGCUUUGCUGAAUGAUGGUUUGUAG